AUGCGUUUGGUACUGAUAGUGAUCUACCUGAUACUGAUAAUGCCCAUUACCGGCUUAUGGCGAGCCGAAGGUAGCAGCGUCCUGCUCGAUCCGGAGCGGGUCUGCGAAAGCAAGCACCGGAAGUCGCGGCGACUGUCGGGGAAGCUGGCCGACAUCUGCAAGAACGACACGUCCCUGAUGCGCGAGAUCCACCGGGGCAUCAGCUUGGGCUUUCGGGAGUGCGAGAACCAGUUCCGGAACAGCAUGUGGAACUGCUCCUGGACCAUCAAGCGGAGCAUGCGCCGAAUACUGGCCAAAGAUACCCGCGAGGCUGCAUUCGUGCACGCGAUCACCGCCGCCGGGAUAACGUACGCGGUCACGAAGGCCUGCACGAUGGGCGAUCUGCUGGAGUGCUCCUGCCAGAGGAACCCGAAGACGCGGGUCGAUGAGGGUCGCCGGGGAGGCCGCGGUGGUGGCUUGAAGCCUGCGGGUGGAAGAAGGACGCGCCCGGACGGGCCCAAUCGCAACAGGGUUGACCCGAACGGUGUCCUGAUUGCGCCGUAUCAGCAGAGUGUCAAUGCGAAUCCAGCCUACAGCACGAUGACAGCGGAGGAGAUUGCGAGGAACGGGCCAGUCCGUCUACCAAACGCUCAACGACGACCUGGUGGUGGUGGUGGUGGUGGUCGUGGUGGCAGAAGUCAGCGACACUCGCCGAAGGGUGCGAACGGAGUGGGUGGUGGUGGUGUUUCGGUAGCCGGAAAUGGACCACCGUCCUUGCCGAAGGAGCUUCCCACGAUCACGAUCCUAACGGGGCAGGAGGAGAAGUGGAAGUGGGGCGGGUGUGACGACAACGUGAACUUUGGGGUGCGCAAGUCGAAGGACUUCCUGGACGCGCGGUUGCGCAGGAAGAGUGACAUCAAGACGCUCGUGCGGUUGCACAACAAUAAUGCAGGACGAAUGGCUGUCAAGCAUUUCAUGCGCAUGGAGUGCAAGUGCCACGGACUGUCCGGGUCCUGCACCACCAAGACCUGCUGGAUGAAGCUGCCCCCGUUCUCCGAGGUGGGCGCCCGAUUGAAGGAGCACUUUGACGGUGCGACAAAGGUGAUCGCCCGCAACGACGGCCAUAGCUUCAUGCCGGACGACAUAACGAUCAAACCGCCGACCCGGCGAGACCUGGUGUACACCGAGGAUUCGGACGACUUCUGCGAGCCGAACGCCAAGACGGGCUCGCUGGGGACACACGGCCGGGAGUGCAACAUCACCUCAAGUGGCGUCGACGGGUGCAGCCUGAUGUGCUGCAAGCGCGGCCAAACGCACAGCCAGGUGGAGGUGAAGCGCAACUGCAACUGCAGCUUCAAGUGGUGCUGCGAGGUAACUUGCAGCACCUGCAUCGACAUCCAGGACGUGUACACCUGCAAAUGA
Anopheles coustani is the source of this 1401-nucleotide messenger RNA. It is a transcript of the gene Wnt6, whose product is annotated as protein Wnt-6. Gene Ontology annotation, cellular component: extracellular region. Gene Ontology annotation, molecular function: frizzled binding; cytokine activity. The coding region runs from base 1 to 1401 and encodes 466 amino acids. The transcript has 4 exons. The record is from RefSeq and is a predicted model, not a curated record. Gene Ontology annotation, biological process: multicellular organism development; cell fate commitment; neuron differentiation. NCBI's taxonomy places the organism in Eukaryota, Metazoa, Arthropoda, Insecta, Diptera, Culicidae.